AAGAACUUCCGCUUCGUUGCCCGGAAGUGACGAAGGAAAGUAAACAUAGGAGCUUGUCAGUGGAUCCAGAAAUUAAGAUCAUUGCGACUAAUCCUAGCGAUUUUAUAAAGAUAUUGUGCUUUUUAUGCAUGCUAAGACACAUCUGAGUGAGAAACUGGUGCAAAGUAUAAUAAAGGUUUUGUCAGGGACGGGAGUGAAACUGUCCUUCUAUGUUCACUGACAUGGACUAUGAAUUGGAGGAGGACAAACUGGGGAUACCAACAGUACCUGGUACCGUGUGUCUGAAGAAAGACGCUAAUAAUCUUAUAGGGAUCAGCAUUGGUGGUGGGGCACAGUACUGUCCUUGUCUCUACAUUGUCCAGGUCUUUGAUAACACCCCAGCAGCUCUGGAUGGCACACUGGCAGCAGGUGAUGAAAUUACAGGCGUUAAUGGAAAACCAGUGAAGGGAAAGACCAAAGUGGAGGUGGCCAAGAUGAUUCAAGCUGUACAGGGAGAGGCAGUAAUCCACUACAACAAACUGCAGGCCGACCCCAAACAGGGGAAGUCUCUGGAUAUAGUGCUGAAAAAAGUCAAACAUCGCCUGGUAGAGAAUAUGAGCUCCGGCACAGCAGAUGCUCUUGGACUCAGUAGAGCUAUUCUAUGCAACGACGGAUUGGUCAAAAGACUGGAGGAGCUGGAGAAAACAGCAGAGCUCUACAAAGGGCUGAUGGAGCACACCAAGAGGUUGCUCAGAGCUUUCUUUGAGCUUUCUCAAACUCACAGAGCUUUCGGGGAUGUUUUUUCCGUCAUCGGGGUGCGAGAGCCCCAGGCUGCAGCCAGCGAGGCUUUUGUGAAGUUUGCCGAUGCUCACCGCAACAUUGAGAAAUACGGUAUUCAGCUGCUAAAGACCAUCAAGCCUAUGCUCCACGAUCUGAACACGUACCUUCACAAGGCCAUACCAGACACGAAGCUCACCAUCCGCAAGUACCUGGAUGUGAAGUUUGAAUAUCUGUCGUACUGCCUGAAGGUGAAGGAAAUGGAUGAUGAAGAAUACAGCAGUAUUGCCAUGGGGGAGCCGCUGUAUCGUGUCAGCACUGGUAACUACGAGUACCGUUUGGUGCUGCGGUGUCGGCAGGAGGCUCGCGCCCGCUUCGCCAAAAUGAGGAAGGACGUUCUGGAGAAGAUAGAGCUGCUGGAUCAGAAACAUGUCCAGGACAUCGUGUUCCAGCUGCAGCGCUUCGUCUCAGGCAUGUCCCAUUACUAUGACGAGUGCUACGCCGUCCUGAAGGAGGCGGAUGUCUUCCCCAUCGAAGUGGACCUCUCCCGCACCAUGAUCAACUACGGCAGCCAGUCCUUCUCCUACACUGGAGAUGAGGAGGAGGAGGAGGAGGAGGAGGAAGAGGGGGGACGAGGAGGAGAGGAAGGAGGGAGCAGCGCGGGGAGACAAGCAGAGAACGGCGCCGAGAAACUGAUCGAUGAUGAAUGAGAGUGAGUGUGUUAUUUGUGUGUGUGUGUGAGUGUGUUUGUGUGUGUUUUUCUUGUGGAAAUGAAGUCCACCCUUCUAUCAUAACUGUUCCUUCACUGCAUUUAAUGUCAAUGCACUCACCAAGCAGCGAUCUUUGCAGUGGAGUAUAGCAGUUGAAAUGGAUAACACUGUCGUCACAAAGGUGUAUACUACUGAAAAUUGCUGCUAUAAUGCUGUAUGUUUUUUUCUUUUGGUGGCGUUUUCUUCCUGGGACACUCUCACAUCUACAGCUUUGUGAUUAUUUUACCAUAGCAACUUUUGACUCAACUUUCUGCUUUUUGAUGUGUCCUCCACACAUAAGGUCAUUGUUGUUUAAUGACCGUGAGAGAGAGACACAACUAACAGAAGGCAACUUUAUUUUAAUCUGAAUGCUACAGAGGGGUUUUAAUGUGACGGAGUAGGAUUUAUAUGCUUAUGAGGUGUGCCUUCUUAGCUCUUAAUGAAGCGUAAUGGGUCCAGGCUGCGUGUUAAUGUGCAUAUUGUGGAUUGUUGAAGUUACACUUUGAUUUUAAAAUUUUUAUUUUGUUACUUUCUUUGCCACAAACUUGUCGAAUUUUGGACAGGGAUUUAUUUAACUACCUAAAAUGAUAUUUUGCGGUAAAUGUUAAGUGUCUCCUCAGCUUAACAAACAAAUGGCAAAUGACACUACUGGAUAAAUAUACAAAAUAUGAAGGUGUUGUGGAAGAUGAUGACUGAAUGCAGAGUUUGUUACAUCCAGCUGUUACAUUCCUUUAUCUUCUGUUGUUUUUUUUUUGUUCUUCUGAGCACAUUUUUAGGUGUUUCACAACUAGGGAGAGCUUGCAUUUGCCACAGCGUUCAGCUCUGAAAAGCUUCACAACCAAAAUCUUUUUUUAAGGUCAUUCCAUCUGUUUCACCUACUCAUACUGCAUGCUUCAAUUUAAAAUGUAUUUUUCUUUCUCUUGUAACACACCCGCGUUGCUCACUUCCCCUCAACAGUAUGGUUUUUUUUUCCGUUCCAGCAGUGCCCUGGUAGUGUUUAGGAGGAGAAAGGUAAUGGACACACACAGCCUCACGUAGCUUUACCACUGUGUGGAAAUCAUGGAUGAUUAAAAAAAUACAAACACUACAUGUAAAUAAGUACUGUAUGUACAAAGGGAAAGGGUGUAAAAACUGUUGUUACCACUUUAUUUAUUCUUUUCGUCAAAGUAUAUUUAAAAAAUUUUAAUGAGAUAAAAGAAUCAUUAUAUAUUAUAGUGAAUAUAACUUUCCACUUCUGUGGCUCUUUGUUGUCUUCAGGGGAUUUUCAUGAUUUACUAUUGGGAACACUUGGGGGCAGCAUCACAUCAGAUAACACUGUAAUGCAAUCUGCAGCAAAUACAAUGUGUUGAUAUGUUUUGUUUGUGUAUUGUUUUCUUUUUCUGAAUAACUGGAAUGUAAUGAAUCAGGAGGUCCAACUGUAUGUUAAUUUGUCUUGCACAGAUCGGUUCAUAGACACCUACAGCAUAUUACCUGAAAUUAUUAUUUUGACUUACACUUAAUUUACUAUAUGAAUCAUAAAAUGGCCUAACGGUUGUUUUGUACCAUGAAUAAAUAAAAUAAUAAUAAUGA
Sebastes umbrosus (honeycomb rockfish) is the source of this 3074-nucleotide messenger RNA. RefSeq names its product protein interacting with prkca 1 (gene pick1). The transcript is spliced from 13 exons. Gene Ontology annotation, cellular component: synaptic vesicle; neuron projection; postsynaptic density. Gene Ontology annotation, molecular function: phospholipid binding; protein domain specific binding; protein kinase C binding. Bases 210 to 1466 code for a protein of 418 amino acids. The record is from RefSeq and is a predicted model, not a curated record. NCBI's taxonomy places the organism in Eukaryota, Metazoa, Chordata, Actinopteri, Perciformes, Sebastidae. Gene Ontology annotation, biological process: receptor clustering; positive regulation of receptor internalization; intracellular protein transport.